Molecule: messenger RNA, 2828 nt
Organism: Quercus lobata
Lineage: Eukaryota; Viridiplantae; Streptophyta; Magnoliopsida; Fagales; Fagaceae
Gene: TRM5
Product: zinc finger CCCH domain protein
Exons: 4
Coding region: 181-2568 (795 amino acids)
Biological process (GO): regulation of monopolar cell growth
Source: RefSeq, a predicted model, not a curated record
GGGAGUCACUGUUAAAACCCAAUGCUCUCUUUCUCUUUCGCUCUCUCUCACUCUCACAAAUGUAGAGACGAGAGGAGGCUCUUUGAGAGUUUCGAAGCUGUUUGGACAGAGAGAAAAUUUUAGAAAGUAAAAGAAAAAAAAAAAAAAAAGUGAGGUACGAAUUUUCCGGGAAAUCAAAACAUGACGACGGGGAUAAUGCAAGAGCAGAAUAAGCUGGAAAAACACAUUGAGAAGCAAAUGGGUUGCAUGUCUGGCUUCCUUCAGAUCUUCGACCGCCAUCAGAUUCUCACCGGAAAACGUUUCUGCUCAGCCAAACGCCUCCCUCCCGCUACGAUUUCUCAGGCGGUGGAAUCAACACCAGAGUCGGAGAAGAGCAUGGUUUCGGCUUCUCCAUCGGUAUCGAAAGAAUUGGAGAAGCAACAACAAGCGAGAUCGGCACCAUCACCGGAAAGACCGAAGCAGCAGAGUCAGCUACCAGAGCUCCGAUCUCCGGUGCCGGAAUCAGCAACUCCUUCAGAGACACCUCCACCUCCGACGAAGUCGCCGCUUCCUUUCCCGGUUUUCGAACUAAAGGAAGGCACGAAGUCAUCGUGGAAGUUCUCCAGAGAAGCUCCGAGGCUGUCUUUGGAUAGCAGAGCUGUGGUUGACGCGAAAGGAAGCUUGAAGCCUCGAGAGAUCCGUACAAACGGUGCGUUUUUGUCGUCGAAUCGACGCGAAGCAGUGGAGAGCGAUAAGCAGAGUAAUAGUAAGUCUCCGAGUGUGAUUGCUAGGCUCAUGGGACUCGAAUCGUUACAGGAUUCGGAUCCGGAACCGGUUAAGCAAGCGGAGCUCCGGAGAUCCGCGUCGGAGUCUAGAGUUUCCAGAGAUCUGUUCCAGUACGGCAACAACUUCAAUUUCCAGGUGAGGCCAACGAAUCAGAAUCUGAAUUCACAGAGUAAUAACGCUUCGAACAAUGUGAUCAGAGAGAAUGUAGGCUAUGCAGUAGCUAAGGAAACGCACCGUUUCGGUGAUAGACCUGUACGGAAUCAUAAUCAUAAUGUGAAGACUGAGGCGGCUAGAACGGUGUCGUAUAGAGGAAUGGCACAGAGGAAGAGUUUCGUUGAUUCAGCGGACUUCUUUCCAGAGCAAGCGAAACGGGGCGUUUUGAUCUACGGAGAGAUUGAGAGGAGGUUGAGGAUGCGAGGGAUUGAAGAACCUUCCAAAGAUUUGGAGACUUUGAAGCAUAUUCUCGAAGCUCUGCAACUCAAAGGCCUUUUGCAUUCGAAGAAAGCUAAAAACCAAAUGAGCCACCAGAACUUCGUUUACGAUCGGAACGGCGAGUCUCCGAUCGUCGUAAUGAAGCCAGCAAGGUCUCCGGCAAACCGUUUUAGUCGUGGUGGAAACGAAUCGCCGCCUUCGAGCUUCAGAUCGAGGCCUGGUCCUCGCCGGAAUACAAACGAGGUGUCGCCGGCGGUGAGUCCGAGGCGCGACCGGCCGGAGAUUGAUCGGAAUGGAAGGUACCAAGCGAGAGGACGAAAUGCAAACUCGCCAACUCGGAGUGAGAGCAACGUGGGGAGCCCGAGUCGAAGGAGAAUUGACUCAGUGGAAAACAGAAGAGUCUCUCCGGUCCAAUCUCCUAAGGUAAGUGCAAGGAGAAUUGGAUCAUCAGAUCAACCAAUCACAAGCCGAUCACCGCGAAUGAAGAAACCAACGGCUGAGAUUUAUCAAAAGGAUGAUAAGGUUUUUAGUAAUCCAGCUGAGGAUGAGUCAUACUCAUCCACCACCGUUUCAGAGAGCAGUAUUAGCACUUCUUCACAAACCGAUAUAGAGAGGUUGAAGGUGGAGGAAUACAAGGAGGGGAGGAGUUUAUUGGAGAGGUGUGAUAAGCUGCUUCACAGUAUAGCUGAGAUAACUGCGACCGAGUUGCAACCGAGUCCAGUAUCGGUGCUUGACUCUUCGUUUUACAAGGACGAGUCGUCAUCGCCUUCUCCAGUAAUGAAACGGAGCAUUGAUUUCAAAGAUCAACCAGUUGAAUUGGAAGAUGAUAUUUGGAGCCUGGCAAUGUCAUCCUUGGAAUCAAAAUCCGAUGAUUGUGAUUUUGUCUACAUAUCGGAAAUCCUCCGGGCUUCAAUUUAUUUACCCGAAGAUUCUGAUAUAUUCCUAUUACUAGAGGAGCAACAAUAUCUGAAAGGAAAGGACACGUCUAAGGUUUCAAGACUCCAAAGAAGGCUAAUUUUCGAUACGAUCAAUGAAAUUCUUGACCGAAAUAGACAAUUGCCGCCUUGGAAGCCCAAUUCAUGGACGAGUUCUGCUUCACUGCAACAAAUUUGGUCAGAAUUUCAGAGGAUUCAAGAGAGGGAUGCAUCAGAGGACUUGUUUGAGGUGAUUUGUGGUGUGUUGAGAAAGGACUUAGUAAUGGGGGAUACCAUUAGUGGAUGGGUGGACUGCCCAAUUGAGAUGUCUGAAGCGGUUUUGGAUAUUGAACGGCUGAUAUUCAAGGAUUUGAUCGGCGAGACCAUCGGAGAUCUCGCUGUUCUUUCCGGGGAUUGUAAUAAAGUCUCAGCACUUCGUAGGAAGUUGGUGUUCUAAUGAAAGUGAGGGAAACAUUGUUUGUUUUUGGCGCGCUUUCUUUGGAUCCUUUCUUUCUUUGUGUUGAUUAUUGUUUUUAGGUUUUACUAUUAGGUUUAGUUUGACCCUUUUUUUUUUCUUUUUUGGGUUUUAAAAAAAAAUGAUGGAAAAUAUCUAUGUGCCCCUGAAGUCCAGGCAAAAUCUAACUGUCACUUUUGCAAUAUGUAAAAAGGUGGGAUAUUAAUUAUUAUCUUUGGAACCACAAUUGAAGUUAUGUAGAA